Plenodomus lingam JN3 is the source of this 210-nucleotide messenger RNA. The record is from RefSeq and is a predicted model, not a curated record. Lineage: Eukaryota; Fungi; Ascomycota; Dothideomycetes; Pleosporales; Leptosphaeriaceae.
AUGUUAGUCUGCCGAGAGCAACACAAUGAUCAGAUCCUCGGAGCGUUGAUAACAUAUACAAAUGAAACAACUGCAGUUGUCGGACAGUGGCGGAGGAACUUUACGAAGUUGAUCAAAUACGUCGUUGCCGCUAGUAGCGUGCUGCAUUGGGCAGAGCACAAUACAGACACUACAGACCUCUGGAUCACCAUCUGCUGGCAUACGAUAUGA